Panicum hallii is the source of this 1505-nucleotide messenger RNA. Its product is annotated as exosome complex component RRP4 homolog. Gene Ontology annotation, biological process: exonucleolytic trimming to generate mature 3'-end of 5.8S rRNA from tricistronic rRNA transcript (SSU-rRNA, 5.8S rRNA, LSU-rRNA); poly(A)-dependent snoRNA 3'-end processing; CUT catabolic process. The coding region runs from base 117 to 1076 and encodes 319 amino acids. The record is from RefSeq and is a predicted model, not a curated record. Gene Ontology annotation, cellular component: cytoplasmic exosome (RNase complex); nuclear exosome (RNase complex). The transcript has 7 exons. Lineage: Eukaryota; Viridiplantae; Streptophyta; Magnoliopsida; Poales; Poaceae. Gene Ontology annotation, molecular function: RNA binding.
GCCCGGACUCGAGAAGGAUUUUGCUAGGGUUUUACCUCGCCUUCCGCGGCACCAUUGCCUGAUCGCCUCCACCCGCUUACUCCUCUUCCGGUGCUUCCGAGGCGGAGAGAUCGGCCAUGAGGGACCUCCACCUCUCGCUGAACCAGACCCAGCGGGUCCGCCUCGAGGCGGCGCUCCACGAGCUCCAGUCCCUCGCGCCCGCCGCCGCGUCCGCCGCCGCCGUCACCGUCGCGGACACCAUCCCCGUCAACCAGGAGGACAACAUCCUCAAGGGGCACGGGACGUCGGACCAGGACGGGGAGGUGGUGGCGACGCUCUGCGGGGUGGUGGAGCGGGUCAACAAGCUGGUAUACGUCCGUACUCUCCGGGCGAGAUAUAAGCCAGAGGUUGGUGAUAUCAUAGUUGGGCGUGUCAUUGAGAUUGCUCCGAAGCGCUGGAGGUUGGAGAUAAAUUUUAGUCAGGAUGCUGUGUUGAUGCUUUCUUCCAUGAAUUUGCCUGAUGGCAUUCAGAGAAGGAGAACUGCUGUUGAUGAACUUAAUAUGCGGAGUAUCUUUGAGGAAAAUGAUGUGAUCUGUGCUGAAGUUCGUGGUUUCCAACAUGAUGGAUCUCUGCACCUACAAGCAAGGAGUGAAAAGUAUGGAAAGCUUGAGAGGGGUCGAUUGCUGACGGUACCUCCGUACUUGGUUAAACGAAAGAAGCAGCAUUUCCAUCAUCUCGCACAGUAUGAUGUUGAUUUGAUUCUUGGUUGCAACGGAUUCAUCUGGGUAGGUGAGCAUGUUGUGGUGGGUAAAAAAACUAAAACAACCGAAGAUCAGCAGAAAUCCAGCGAUGAUGCAGAGAAUUUCACCCCACUGGAAACGCGGAAGCAUAUCUGCCGACUUGCCAACGCCGUGCGUGUACUUUCAGCCCUAGGAUUCACUUUGACUGUUGAGCUGAUAAUCGAGACAGCGGAAGCAAGUGCGUCAUCGAAUGUUGAGGUAAACAACAUGCUUGGGGCUGAAUUUUAUGUCCAGACGGCUGAGAGAGAGGCUAAGCGCCGAGCUGAUCUGCUGAGAAAAAAGAAUGGGGCAAGGUAAGUAGGUGAUCCUGGCCACCAGAUUUGCAGAGAACAGUACCUGACAUGUAGUGGUGUCCUAUCUGUAUGAGAAUUGUAACAGUGCCAGGAUGCUUAUCUGACGAUAUCUUCGAGGGAAAAAAAUACGUCAUCAAGUUUUAUGUACCCCUAACAGAGUGGCAAAGAUGUCUGGAGUUCCGCCCCACUCUGGUGCUGUACAUUCAUUUGAUGAGGUGCCAGACUAGGGUCUAGCUGAUCUUUAAUCCGUUUGUUGCAAUGCUUACUCGCCGUUCUUUUGAUUUGCAACUGACGUGUUUGUGUAAUGUUCUUAGUAAGAUGAACUGUGUGUGUAAACAUUUCCAUUUGAGGUCAUGUUACUACACGAACUGUACUCCCCCUUGUUGGCCUGGGACCAAAAACGAAACUAUCUUGUGACCGAGAGAUUCAUUCA